AUGUACGAACGAGAUUACAAUCUUAGAAAUGCCCGCGCAAAUAACUCUGAAUUAUUUUGGAGUACAUAUAAGAAGCUUAGAAAUACUGUCACGGCUGAAAUCCGAAAAGCUAAAUCAAAUUUUAAUAAGAAACUUUUAGAAGAGAACAUGGAUAACCCUAGCAAAUUCUGGAAAUCUAUUAAAAGAAUUACAUCCGGCAAUAAAACCAAGACUAAUCCGCCCAUACGAGUAAAGUCCAUUUUCAAUGAUAAAGUAACCGAGACUGAUGCAGAUACAGCUACUACGUUUGGCUUAUUUUUCAGUCGAAUCGCGGAACGAACCUCUAAAGAAUUUUAUAAACUGCAUCCAGCCUUAACCUCUUUAUCCUCAGUCCCGGCUUACAUACUCAAUUCAAAUAAUGUUGGACCUAAUGUUUUCAACUUUAAAGAAAUUGAGAUAUGUAACAUUUACAAUCAUCUUCGAACAUUGAAAACGACUAAAGCCAUUGGUCUGGACGGUAUUCCAGCAAAGUUGCUUAGAGACUCAGCAUCAGUUAUUGCGCCAUCAAUAACCUCACUAUUCAACCUAUCGUUAUCCACAUCAACAUUUCCGAGUGAUUGGAAAUUAGCCAGAAUUAUUCCCAUCUAUAAAGGCAAAGCCCGAAACGACCCAAGUAACUAUAGACCCAUCUCAAUUCUCCCAACCCUAUCCAAAAUUCUCGAAAGGGAAGUUCAUAAGCAGUUAAGCACCUACCUAGAAGCCUUAAACCUUAUUUCGGGAUUUCAGUUUGGUUUCCGUAAGAAGUAUUCAUGCCCAAUGGCUAUCACUCUUAUAUCUGACACCAUUAGGAAAAAUUCUGAAGCGGGUCUAUUGACAGGCGCAGUUUUCCUCGAUGUUCAAAAAGCAUUCGAUACAGUUUCACAUCCGAAGCUACUCAGUAAACUGAGAUUCUUUGGAAUCCGUGAUAACGAACUUAAUUGGUUUGAGGACUAUUUGUUAGAUAGGUACAUUCAAGUUGGAGUGAACGGUGCAUUAUGUUCAUCAUUUCCUGUGAAUUCAGGAGUACCGCAGGGAUCUAUAUUGGGACCAUUGCUUUUUAUAAUGCACAUGAAUGACUUAUUGCUUACUCCCUUUACUGGCUCUAACCUGAUAAGGUAUGCUGAUGAUACCAUGAUCUAUUUCGCUGCAAAGACCACUGCUGAAAUUACCGAUAUACUAAAUGAGGACUUAAAGAUUAUCGGAGACUGGGCAAUCAACAAUGAAAUCUAUCUGCACCAAGGGAAAUUGGAAUUGGUCCUCUUUGGGACGCACAAACGGAGAUCAAUAAAUGAACCCUUAAAAGUUCAAAUUUAUGGCCUUGAUAUAAAGUCGUCAUUGGUAUACAAGUACCUUGGUCUACAUCUUGACAGUGGCCUGACGUAUAAAGAUCAUCUACAGUACACCUGCUCUCGAGUCUCGAAAAGAAUAGGUGCACUACGACGUAUUAGACCAUAUAUUACAACCCACACCGCAUUAACCAUCUAUCUGGCAACUGUUCUCCCCAUAUUGGACUACUGCGACUUCAUCUGGGACUGCCUUAGCCAAACCGAUGCUGACAGACUUGAAAGAUUACAAAAUAAAGCAAACGAAAUAAUUUGUAAUAACAUUCCCACAGUAGAUACUAAGCUGACUUCUCUGAAAGAUAGGAGAUCUAUGCAUCUAUCAAUUUUUACAUUUAAAUGUAUUAAUAAUUUGGUUCCAGUUCCUUUCAAUGAGUAUUUCACACUUUAUCAACCUAAGCACUCAAUUAGAAACAGUGAGAUGAAGUUAUUAGUUCCAAGAUCAAAGUUAGAGUUCGCAGAACGCAGCGUUCUUGUAAGAGGCUCUAAAACAUUUAAUAACUUGCCUGAACAUGUCCGCCUAGAAUCAUCUCUACCUAGCUUUAAAGCUAAACUCUUAGACUUAUUUACUGCUUAA
Messenger RNA from Paramuricea clavata, 1935 nucleotides. The record is from the annotation of a GenBank genome assembly. NCBI's taxonomy places the organism in Eukaryota, Metazoa, Cnidaria, Anthozoa, Malacalcyonacea, Plexauridae.